Messenger RNA from Magnolia sinica, 1276 nucleotides. RefSeq names its product peroxidase P7-like. Lineage: Eukaryota; Viridiplantae; Streptophyta; Magnoliopsida; Magnoliales; Magnoliaceae. Gene Ontology annotation, molecular function: peroxidase activity; heme binding. The record is from RefSeq and is a predicted model, not a curated record. Bases 54 to 1010 code for a protein of 318 amino acids. Gene Ontology annotation, biological process: response to oxidative stress; hydrogen peroxide catabolic process. The transcript has 3 exons.
AGGGAGAGUGCCUAGGGUCAUGGCACUGAUGGACGUUUUGUAGUACUAUAGUCAUGGGUGCGUUGAAAUAUGUUGUACUUGCACUGACUUUGAUUGUAUUUGCACCUUCCCUUUCUCAAUCUCAGCUUUCUACCACCUUCUACAGCAGCACAUGUCCGUCAGUCACUGAUACCGUGAAAUCCAUCGUCCGAUCGGCGAUCAACAGGGAGAAGAGGAUGGGAGCUUCACUUCUACGGCUCUUCUUCCAUGAUUGCUUUGUCGUGGGGUGUGAUGGUGGGGUCCUACUAGAUGAUAAUCUGCCAGCCAUAGAUAGCGAGAAGAACUCACUUCCAAAUAAAGACUCGCUAAGAGGAUUCGAGGUGAUUGACAAGAUCAAGGAUGCGGUCGACAAAGCUUGUGCUGGACCUGUGGUCUCUUGUGCUGACAUUCUUGCCAUUGCAGCCCGUGACUCGGUCGUCGAGCUGGGAGGUCCACGAUGGGAAGUGAACCUCGGAAGAAAGGAUGCAAGGACUGCAAGCAGAGCUGGUGCGAACAACCUCCCAUCUCCAUUUGCUAGCCUUCAAGACACCAUCGACAAAUUCAUUGCCAAAGGCUUCACAGCCAGAGAAAUGGUUGCACUAUCUGGGGCCCACUCAAUUGGCAUGGCCCAGUGUUCUUCGUUCCGUGAUCACUUGUACAAUAGCACCAACCUCGAGACCCUGGUAGCGUCCGAUCGAAAAUCCAGGUGCCCAUCAACCGGUGGGGACAACAUCCUCUCCUCGAUGGACCAUCAGAGCCCGAAUCGCUUUGGCAACAACUAUUUCCAGGGUCUUGUCAAGCGGCGCGGGCUGUUGCGGUCCGAUCAAGAGCUCUUCAAUGGUGGAUCUGUUGAUGAUGUCGUCAAGAUCUACAGCCAGGAUUCACAGACCUUCUACACUGAUUUUGCUAAUGCUAUGAUCAAGUUGGGGAAUGUAAAUCCUCUCACAGGAGACAAAGGGGAGAUAAGGAAGAACUGUAGAAAACUAAACUAAGCUUAUAUAGUAAUGUUCACAUGCAAAAGAUAGGCUGCGUUGUAAAGAUCACAUCAAAAGUGCCACGCCACCAAAUCAAUGGACAGCUGAUGAUCAUACUCAGUUUUAAGUGAAUGGCCCACCUUUUGAAUGGCUUAAAUGUUCCAAUGAAGGGCUAGCUGUAUUUUAAAGUUGAUAUACUACAUUGUAUGCGAACAUUUCUCAAGCUUAUAAGAUACUUAAAUGUGCAUGUAAUAUGUUCGAUUAUGUAGUUAUUUAGUAGUUAA